AUUUAUGACCACAUUUUGAGCCGAUAGCGCUGUGUUUGUUCAGAGUCACACUCUGUGUACACUUAUGUCUGCAGUUUGAUUUUGUUACAUACGAACACACUGAUAGCAGCAGUGCUGUCACGUGUGUGAAGACAGAGGACCAAUAUGUGUUUGCUUGGUCGUUCACUGAAAGGCUUCAGUUUCGUCUUCUUAUACAAUAUUUGACAUUUAAAACAACAAACAAGACAUUUUAGGAAAUACUUGUGGGCGUUUCCUUGUUUGAUUGUUUGGUAGCACUUGAACGCUAAAGUGACCGCCCAAUCAGAUCUCACACAGAUCAUGUAAGUUUGAGAGCUCAGCGUGCAACAGUUCUUAUUUUAUUUUACAUGUCGUUGUAGGGGGGCCGCUCGUCCUGCAGGGGGCAGUAGUGCAGACAUAAACCCGGAUGCAGUGGUGGUGGAGCCGGUGACGUGUUUCCUGUUAGUGUGCGUGCUGUGUUCGUGUGUGUUUGGAUGGUUUCUGCUCGGUUGUUGGAUUAACGGCUAAACUCCGCAGCAGACAUGGCGAGGAAUGCUGAGAAGGCCAUGACGGCCCUGGCUCGGUUCAGACAGGCUCAGCUGGAGGAAGGAAAAGUCAAGGAAAGAAGACCCUUUCUGGCCUCAGAGUGCAGUGAACUUCCUAAAGCUGAAAAAUGGAGACGACAGAUUAUCAGUGAAAUCUCGAAGAAAGUCGCUCAGAUCCAGAACGCUGGUCUGGGUGAGUUCAGGAUUCGGGAUCUGAACGAUGAGAUCAACAAGCUGCUGAGAGAGAAAGGUCACUGGGAGGUCCGCAUCAAAGAGCUCGGAGGACCCGACUAUGCACGCAUUGGGCCAAGGAUGUUGGACCACGAGGGGAAGGAGGUGCCCGGAAACCGCGGCUAUAAAUACUUCGGAGCGGCCAGAGACCUGCCGGGAGUCCGGGAACUGUUCGAGAAGGAGCCUGCCCCAGCGCCGAGGAAGACGAGGGGGGAACUGAUGAAGGAUGUGGAUGCAGAGUAUUACGGCUACAGAGACGAAGACGACGGCGUCCUGCUUCCUCUGGAGGCGCAGUACGAGAAACAAGCUGUGCUGGAGGCGGUCCAGAGGUGGAAAACAGAGAGAGAGUCUCGAGUGUCUGGAGAGAAACAGCAGGAGGAGGAAGAGGAGGAGAGCAUCUACACCGUCCACAACGAAGAGCCUGAUGAUGAGGGGAACCAGGAGGAGCAGGAGGGAGAGGAUGGAGGACUCUCCUUCAUCGCACACGUACCUGUUCCAUCUCAGAAAGAGGUGGAGGAGGCUUUGGUCAGGAGGAAGAAGAUGGAGUUGCUGCAGCGUUACGCCAGCGAGACUCUUCAGGCUCAGAGUCAGGAGGCCCGAGCUCUGCUGGGGCUCUGACCCAUCUGUCUGCUGCUGUAAAUAAAGGCGUGUUUUUGUACCUUUUCUUAAUAAAAACUUUCUGCUCUUCAGUU
Molecule: messenger RNA, 1465 nt
Organism: Oreochromis niloticus (Nile tilapia)
Lineage: Eukaryota; Metazoa; Chordata; Actinopteri; Cichliformes; Cichlidae
Gene: isy1
Product: ISY1 splicing factor homolog
Exons: 11
Coding region: 540-1391 (283 amino acids)
Biological process (GO): generation of catalytic spliceosome for second transesterification step
Source: RefSeq, a predicted model, not a curated record